This is a messenger RNA of Prorocentrum cordatum, 1924 nucleotides long. The record is from the annotation of a GenBank genome assembly. NCBI's taxonomy places the organism in Eukaryota, Dinophyceae, Prorocentrales, Prorocentraceae.
AGUCGUCUUGGCACAAGCUCAAGCCUCUGCAGCCCUCGCGAUCGCGGCGAACCGGCCGCCCUCCACGGCCCCCCUCCGCCCCCCUCCGCCCCGCCGCAGCGCGAUGGCCGCGACCUUCUCCCAGCGCAUCGUGCCGUCGGCGCUGGCCCUCGCUCUCGGCGGCGUGGGCUCGAGCGGCUUCGCGGUCUCGGAGCUGUACGGGAAGAACUACGAGGAUCAGACAAGAAAAACGACCCGAUGGUUGGCCUGUGGUGUGUGGGCCUGACCGCCAGCGGCUUCGAGCAGGGCGCGGGCGUUCAGGCGCAGUUCAGCGAGCCCGACCAGGAAGACAUCGAGCACUUCCACGGGCAGGGGGCCAACUGCUUCCGGGUGCCCAUCACUUGGAAUCGCCUGCAGUCCAGCCUCGGCAGCAACGAGCUGGACCCCGUGUCGGAGUUUGUCGAGACCAUCAGGUACAUCACGGAGGACCUCGAGGACUACGCCAUUGUCGUGCCCUUCAGCGGUUCGGCCAACGGUGGCCUAAGGUACGAAGAUCAGGAGGCCACCAUGGACGAUUUCGUCAACCUUUGGACGGCGAUCUCCAAGGAAUUCGCCCAGAACGACCGCGUCAUCUUCGAGCUGUUCGACUACCCCGAGUAUGGUUGUCACAAUGGGGAUUGUGGCGACGGCAACACGGGCUUCUUCGGUUGGGGUGACGACACGAACGGCGAGUAUGUCCAGGCCUGGCUGGAGUGGUGCCAGGGAGCGGUCGACGCCAUCCGCGCGCAGGGCGCCGAUAACUACGUCCUCGUGCCCGGGCUGAAGAAGUCCCUUGCCAGGGACUGGCUGGGCGCGCAGUGGUGGGGCGAGUCCCUGGACGGCUACAGCAGGGCUGGCAACCUGAGGCUGUUUGCGCUCCAGGACCCCUCCAACAGGACCGCCUACAGCAUGCGCCAGUACUUCGACUUAGAGCAGAUUGGUCUGAGCCCUGGCUGCGAGGGCCACGACGCGCACGUGAACGGGGGCUUGUCCGCGGACGAGGCGCUCACCUACACCAUCGAAAUUGCACAGAAAUACAACAAGAAGCUGUGGAUGACCGAGGUGCUUUCCAUUCCCGACGCGGAUGCCACCACAGAGAGGGAGGAGUGCGAGAGCAAGCUGGGGGACUACCUGGCGGAAAUGGCGGACUCGGGGGUCUUCCUCGGCUACCAGGUGUGGCAGUUUGGGUGCAAGGACUGCGCAAAGGGCGUGGACCUGUCCCCCGAGAGCAUCGACGAGAACUACAACUUCGACUGGUACAACCUCGAGAAGUACGGAAUCACCAGCACAAGCACCUCGCGUACCCAGACCACGGUCACCAGGACCUCCGUCACGAGCACCACGGCCACCACCUCCACCUGCACGGGCUGCACGCACACGCAGACCAGCACCACGGGGACCACGAUAACGGCCACCACGGCGACCACUACGCCGCAGGACCUGAAUGGCGCGCCGUCCGCCCUCCCCAGCGCGGGCUUGGCUGCCGCGGUGGUUCUCGCGCAGCUGCUGGCGUGCUGAGUGUGGAUGUCGGGGAAGGGCAGGAGGGAGAGGAGGUAGAGAGAGGGGUCUUGGGAGGAGGCAGCCAGCCUGGCCCUCGCAGCGAGCGCGCGCGGCCAGCGUAUCGCGGAACCCCCGGCCUCUCAAGGAAGAGGCCUCGGGUCAACCGAGCCCGGGCCCCGACAUGCCCGACCUAACUCUUCUGCCCAGCGUGCUGCCCCCCCGGGCCGGGUGGCUUCCACAUGCGAGGCCGCCCCCGCAGGGCCCCGCCCCGCGCUCACACGCAGCGCCCCAGCGGCGGACUCGGAUACUGGCGACCACCGUCCUGGCCCACGAGCUGACAACGAGCAUCCCUAGACUCCUUUUUUCCCCCCCCCCUCUCUCUCUCUCUCGCUCCACUCUCUCUCAC